Betta splendens (Siamese fighting fish) is the source of this 2862-nucleotide messenger RNA. It is a transcript of the gene zcchc8, whose product is annotated as zinc finger, CCHC domain containing 8. Gene Ontology annotation, molecular function: RNA binding; zinc ion binding. The transcript is spliced from 14 exons. Gene Ontology annotation, cellular component: catalytic step 2 spliceosome. The record is from RefSeq and is a predicted model, not a curated record. The coding region runs from base 31 to 2514 and encodes 827 amino acids. NCBI's taxonomy places the organism in Eukaryota, Metazoa, Chordata, Actinopteri, Anabantiformes, Osphronemidae.
CCCGUCAUGCACCGCACAGUUGUGUAAAAAAUGGCUGAAUUUGACUUCGGCGAUAGUGAGCUCUUUCAACAACUAGAUGACUCUGCACCACUGCUCCCCACUCACAUUCGCUUCUCAAAUGACGAUGAGGAGGACAAGGAGGAGACGCAGCUUAGGAGCAGGCUGGAGGAGAGCGAUGAUUACAUUCAGAGACUCAUCGAGGAGAAUAAAGGUUUAAAAAGGAAGCUGAACAUCCUGACGCAACCCAGCGGCAUCACUGUUGAAAAUGUCAAGGUUGAUGGGCCACUCCUUCAGAUUCUGUAUACAAACAACAUCAUUUCAAAGCAGUGUCGUCAAGAAAUUGAAGAUAGCAUCCGAAGUGUGAUCUUGAAGCAUCAGAAAUUGGCCCAUGACGAGAAAAGAACCUCCUUUCACAUGAAGCCUCAGCCCUCGGCUUUGGCAUUGGAGGAAGAUUUACAGAAGUCAACUUCCAGUGGUGUGAGAACUACAACAGAAGCCUUUAAAGUGGUUGGAAGCGUCUUCUAUUUCACUACCUUCACUGUUGAUAAACUUGGACAGCCUCUGAUCAAUGAAAACCCCCAGCUGACAGAUGGAUGGGAUGUACCAAUCUAUCAACAGGUUUUUAACCAAGUCAUUGGAACAGAUGGACUGGAGAUUGAAAUGAAAGACAAAAGAUCCAAGUCUUUGUGUUUCAACUGUGGUUCCAGUAGUCAUCAGUUGAGAGACUGCCCCAAGCCUAAGGACAUGGCUGCAAUUAAUGAAAGAAGAAAGGAGUUUAAUCAAAACAGCAACCAGACAUUACAGAGUAACCAGCGAUAUCAUGCUGAUGAAGUGGAGGAACGAUUUGCUAAAUACAAGCCAGGAGUCAUGAGUGAGGAGCUGUUGACAGCACUGGGAGUCGAUGGCAGUACUCUCCCUCCUUUGAUUUAUCGAAUGAGGCAGCUAGGCUACCCACCGGGUUGGCUCAAAGAGGCUGAGAUGGAAAACUCUGGCUUAACGCUGUAUGAUGGAAAUGCUUCAAAUGAUGGUAAUUCAACAGACAAUAGCAGAUCGCAAAACAUUUCUUAUGAUGUUUCCAAACUGGUAGACUUCCCAGGCUUCAAUGUACCUGCACCACAUAAAAUGAAAGAUGAGUUCAGGGAGUAUGGUUCCAUUCCAAUGCAGAGCAACCACAUGAAGCAAAACUAUGCAGUGUAUCUGUCCAACAACUUUUCUACGACUGGUGCAACCUGCAACAAGAGACGGCACGAAUUAAGCUUUUCUCCACAACCAAGAAAGAGGACACGUCUCAGUCCUGACCGUAACUCGGAAAGAAGCUCGGAUAUGGAUAUUGAAUCUGAUCCAGGAACACCUUACCAAAACUAUGGUCCUACUGACUUCCAGUUCCAACCACCCCUGCCUCCUGGGUCUCCUUGCUUUAGUUCACCUCCUCCGUUACCUAGGGGCACUCCUCCUGCUACCCCUACUCCUCCACCUCUUCCUAAAGGUACACCUCCCCCUACACCCACUAAUGGCUCUCCAGGUCUGCAAGGUCGUAACUGGGUGGUUGUUGAUGAGGCUAUAGAAGGAACAGAAGAUGAUCUGACAUUAGAAGAACUAGAAGAACAGCAGAGGCUGAUUUGGGCAGCUUUGGAAAAUACUGAAACAGCCACUAACAGUGACUGUGAGACACCUGCAUUGGGAACACCGGUGCCCAGUUCAUCAAGUGUGUCCACACCUGCGCAUGUGGACACAGAAACAGAAGGCGAGGAACAAAUGGACACAAUGAGUCCUGCUGAAACUUGUCACACGGGUGACAAUAAAAAGGAAGUGGAAGCUCAUGGGAGCUCCCAGAGCCCUGCACCGAUCAAAGUCGAGGACGACAGCCCCCAAAGCCCUGAACCAGACAAAGCCCAAGAGAACAGGCCUCAGAGUCCGGUUUCCGUCAAAUCUCAGAAUGAAACUUCACAAAGUUCUAGUCCACGGAAAGCACACAGUGACAGUCCACAAAGUCCUGGCCCAGUCAAAUCUCAUGAUGACGGUCCACAAAGUCCUGGUCCAGUCAAAUCUCAUGAUGACAGUCCACAAAGUCCUGGUCUAGUCAAAUCUCAUGAUGACAGUCCACAAAGUCCUGGUCUAGUCAAAUCUCAUGAUAACAGCCCACAACGUCCUGGUCCAGUCAAAUCACAAGAUGACGGCCCACAAAGUCCUGGUCCAGUCAAAUCACACGAUGACAGUCCACAGAGUCCUGAACCAGACCAAUCGCACGAUGAUGGUGCACAGAGGCCUAACAUAGUCAAACUCCAAGAGGUCAACCUGCAGAAUCCUCAUCCAGAUUUUUCUGAUGUGGAGGCUGGGGACUCUCCUAAUGUCAAGAUGAUAACAGCUGUUCCUCAUCGAAGCAAAUUUGCAGCUGGAAUUGUUCCAUUUGAAGAAACACCAGAAUUUACUGAAGUUGCUGAAGCUACUGGGACCUAUCUUAAAAUCAGAGACUUACUCAAAUGUUCCCCUCGAAGCCUGUCAAAGAAAAAAUAAACAUUAUGAUCUUAAUCUGGAAACACAGAUUUUUUUAACAGAAAGUUGUACUAUUUUCAUCUUCAUUCUACAAAACAUCUUUUUAUUAAAGGUUUAUUUCUUACAAAGUUUAUUGUAUGUCUGUAUAUAUAUAUAUUUGAUCUGUAAACAUGAUGGGGGACAUUAAGGGAUGCUUAACCUUUGACCAGUAGGUCUUGAUUUUUUGUAGCUGUAUUCUUACUUGAAUGUUUUUGUAAAGUUUUUUUUUUCUUGCAUGAAGUAAUUUUAUUUUUUAUAGUAAAGCGAAAUGCCAUUUACAGUAUGUCCCAUUUUAUCUUUCAUCAAAACAAAGAAUUCAGCUUGCUUGUA